Molecule: messenger RNA, 453 nt
Organism: Effrenium voratum
Lineage: Eukaryota; Dinophyceae; Suessiales; Symbiodiniaceae
Source: the annotation of a GenBank genome assembly
AUGCAGUUGGCCAGCGCCUGGAGCCAGGGUAAGAUGACUGAUGCGAACUCUCGGCUCUUUCAACAAACCAUUCGAGGUAGGGUGUUCAAUGUCUUCGCAGCCACCAGCGACGACUUGCAUAUGCAGAUGUUGAACGCAGCCCUGUAUCGACUUCAGCCCACACGCUUGCAGGAGAUCUUGCAAGAGGAGCCGCAUGAAGUGAAUCCAUUGCGCACUCGAGAGGAUGUUGCAUUGGCCUGUCACCCUGAAACCAUGAAGUGGCCAUUGCGGGUGGUGUUGUACGCUCGGCUGAGCGCGGAAGCUGCAUCGGAGCAAUCGAGGCUAGUGGCGGAGGCUCUGAGCUAUGUGCGCGAGUGGGAAGAUCAGCUUGUGCACGCUGUCUACUUCUCCACUAGCAACUGGCUGGAUCGUCAGAAGUCUUUCUUGCAGCUGCUUCUCAAGGAAAGCGCCUGA